AUGAUUGGUGAUGACAAGGAGCUGUUAGAUGCUGUCUGCAAUGUCGGAAAACCAUUGUUCCUAUUUACUGUGAUUAGUGAAACCUCUGUUUGCUCAACCCAACAUGCAUGGAAUCCGAGACCCGGUAUUUUAAUCAAUCAUCCUGAUGGCAUUGAUGUCUAUGCUGGCGUGCCAAAGGACUAUACUGGCAAGAAUAUGACAACCGAUAACUUCAAUGGGGUGCUUCUAGGCAAUAGAAGUAGUGUACGUGGUGGCAGUGGGAAAGUCGUGGAUAGUAAACCCAACGACUAUAUAUUCAUAUACUUCUCUGGUCAUGGAUAUACUCCUAAAGAGGGUAGAACUCGUCUCGAGAUGUCGUGGAGUGACAUUGAGGCCCCUCUAUUAUUUAAGGUCCUAAAACAGAAAAAAGCGUCUUGUAGUUUCAAAAAGAUCCUUAUCUACUGUGAAACGUGUGAUAGCGCUAAUUUCUUUAUGGAUUUACCCGAAGACCUGAAGACUUAUGUUGUUACAGCAUCAGACAUAGAUGAAGGAAGAUUGCCCUAG
Lycium barbarum (goji berry) is the source of this 543-nucleotide messenger RNA. Its product is annotated as asparaginyl endopeptidase Rep2-like. Gene Ontology annotation, biological process: vacuolar protein processing. Gene Ontology annotation, molecular function: cysteine-type endopeptidase activity. Lineage: Eukaryota; Viridiplantae; Streptophyta; Magnoliopsida; Solanales; Solanaceae. The transcript has 5 exons. The record is from RefSeq and is a predicted model, not a curated record. The coding region runs from base 1 to 543 and encodes 180 amino acids.